This is a messenger RNA of Aspergillus steynii IBT 23096, 2155 nucleotides long. Its product is annotated as WD40 repeat domain-containing protein. Gene Ontology annotation, cellular component: Cul4-RING E3 ubiquitin ligase complex. The record is from RefSeq and is a predicted model, not a curated record. Gene Ontology annotation, biological process: proteasome-mediated ubiquitin-dependent protein catabolic process. NCBI's taxonomy places the organism in Eukaryota, Fungi, Ascomycota, Eurotiomycetes, Eurotiales, Aspergillaceae. Bases 1 to 2022 code for a protein of 673 amino acids. The transcript is spliced from 6 exons. Gene Ontology annotation, molecular function: protein binding.
AUGAGUUCACCACCCACCUCCGGCGGCGACCGACCAGAGCGACCGUCUCAGCGAAAUUCUCCCACCCUAUGGCAUCCCGCCCGCGAAUGGCUUGAAGAGGACGACGAAGAGGAUGUUGACUUCGAGCCCGAGUCUGAAUUUUCCGACGAUAGAGAGGAUUUUGACGACGGGGGCCCCUUGUACGGCGACCCCGACACUUUUGGUUUUCACCCUGGUGUUCAGAUCGAGUUCUCGAUGGAGGCGCCGAAUCCCGAGGAGGGCGGGGAUGGCCAGGCGGGCCGACAGAAUCGAGAAGUAUCCGCAGCCCGACUACUUAAUCUAUUAGCAUCGAAUGGCUUGCGGCAUAUUCUCAGCUACGACGGUUGGCCUGGCGGCGCCGACGACGAAGACGACGACGAGGAUCCUUACCAGGGCCUUUUCAGAUACCGGAGGCAGCCACGGCGGGCUAACAAUGCUCAGUUCCCGAAGGUUCCGAGCGAUGAGGGUACGAAGUUGAUGCGGACCGGCAAUUUUGGGAGCAAUACGCAUUACGCGGACGAGUUGAAGAAACGAAAACGAACACUGGCUACGAGGAUGAUGUGGCGUGAGCUAGGCAUUGAUGUAUCGGGCGGUCCGAAGAGGGAGGUGCAGUCCAUAUCACAGGGCUUAAUACCGGGGUCGGUCGCGGACAAAAUCAUCCAUUUUGAUUCGAGGUGUUAUUCGGGUCAGUUCUCGGACGACGGGAACUUCUUCUUUUGCUGCGCCCAAGACUUCAAGGUUAGGAUGUACGACACAUCCAAUCCCUUUGAAUGGAAGUACUACAAGACAGUGAAUUACCCCUUCGGUCAGUGGACUAUCACCGACGCCAGUUUGAGCCCGGACAACAGAUUCUUGGCCUACACGUCAAUUCGGAACCUUGUUUGUCUUGCGCCCACGGAUCCACUGGAUUCAUCCGAUCCGGCUGUCUUGGAUCUCUCCGUACUCCCUGGUGAAAGAGGAGGACGGCGAGGUCCAUACGGAAGCUCACAUUUUGGGAUCUGGUCUAUCCGGUUCUCCGGCGAUGGUCGUGAACUUGUGGCUGGCACAUCUGACCACUCGGUGAUCGUUUACGACCUUGAGACGCGACAGUCGGUUCUGCGCCUGCAAAAUCAUGAGGACGAUGUAAACGCUGUCUGCUUCGGCGAUAAAUCCUCGCCUCAUAUUCUCUAUUCCGGCUCCGAUGAUACCACGUUACGAGUAUGGGACAGGCGCUCAAUGGGCGACGGGCGUGAAGCUGGCGUCUUUAUGGGCCAUACCGAAGGGUUGACCUACGUUGACAGCAAGGGCGAUGGGAGAUACGUCAUCUCCAACGGAAAGGACCAAUCGAUGAAACUUUGGGAUCUAAGAAAAAUGAUGACGACGGCCAAAUUUGACACUCUCGAUGUGAACAACUUUACGAGCGGCUUCGAUUACCGAUUUGAAUCCUACCCUACCAACUACUACGAGCCACAUCCACAUGACUGCUCGGUUGUCACGUUCCGAGGACACCGGGUGCUGAAGACCUUGAUUCGAUGCCAUUUCUCACCCCCGGGUAGCACGAACUCGAGAUAUGUAUACACGGGGAGCGAGGAUGGCAAGGUCUAUGUCUACAACAUGGACGCCACGUUAGCUGGAACGAUUGACGCGGGAGUCGCGACGAUGGAUUCGCGACCGCAAGAUCCCGACAUCUAUACCACUGCGUAUGAGCUCCGGAGUCGGAGCGGUGAACCGAUGUGGCGCACCUGUGUUCGCGAUGCAAGCUGGCACCCCAACGCACCAGCGCUCGCCGCGACGUCGUGGAAUGGCUGGGGCUUGUCGACCGGGACCUGCACCUUGCAUACCUGGAAUGACUCCGCGGUCGAUGACGAGGGCGAUCCACCGGUCGGAAGGAACUACGAUUGUAAAUUGAAUCCGGUGCCUGAAUUCAACUGGCACAAGGAACAUAGUCAUCGAGUGAGAAGCCGCCCCGUCGAGAGAUUUGUCGAGAGGUUUGACCCGGAGGCGGAGAGCUACGAGAUCUGGUGAAGGCAGCUGGGCUGUUGAUAUAUGUGUGGAAGGAUUUUCUGCGUUGAUUGUUCAGCUAGACUGGCAUGUGAGGAAGCGUGUAAAGCGUAUAAUAGCAAUAUGGCAAGAGAUAAUUGAAAUGACUAUUUAUCCA